Molecule: messenger RNA, 2164 nt
Organism: Abrus precatorius (Indian licorice)
Lineage: Eukaryota; Viridiplantae; Streptophyta; Magnoliopsida; Fabales; Fabaceae
Product: probable 2-carboxy-D-arabinitol-1-phosphatase
Exons: 9
Coding region: 112-1629 (505 amino acids)
Molecular function (GO): phosphatase activity
Source: RefSeq, a predicted model, not a curated record
UCGGACACGUGUCAUUCCGGAGGCAUCUCCCUCCACGCAGAGCGAUAUAGAAGCAAGGGGAACCAUAUAUAUAAAAGCAUAGUUCUAACGGAAGCACAGUGGCGAAGUAAGAUGUUUAUGGUGGCAAGACCUUGUGGUUCUCCAGUGCGCGUUCAUCAACUGCAUCCUACGCCGCACCGUAGCAGAAACGUCGUCGUUCGAUGCUCCUUGAGCAGCGUGAAGGAGAUAGAAGAGAAGCGUGAAUUAGAUUCCGAGCUGCGCGUUUCGGUGGCAUUUCCUCCGAUAAGGGCGGCAAAGAGGGUGGUUCUGGUGAGGCACGGCCAGAGCACAUGGAACGCCGAAGGGAGGAUCCAAGGAAGUUCCAAUUUCUCGGUUUUGACGAAGAAGGGCGAGUCUCAGGCUGAGACUUCGCGCCAAAUGCUCAUCGAUGACCACUUCGAUGCUUGCUUUUCGAGUCCUUUGGCUCGAUCCAAGAGAACCGCUGAAAUCAUUUGGGGACCUCGCCAAGAACCCAUCAUUCCGGAUUUUGAUUUGAGGGAAAUUGAUUUGUACUCCUUUCAAGGUCUGUUGAAGCAUGAGGGGAAAGCGAGAUUUGGUUCUGCUUAUCGCCAAUGGCAGGUGGAUGCGGCAAAUUUCAUCAUUGAUGGUCACUAUCCAGUUAGAGAGUUGUGGGAGCGUGCUAAAAGCUGCUGGACUAAAAUCUUAGCUCAUGAUAGCAGGUCUGUUCUUGUGGUUGCUCACAAUGCUGUUAAUCAGGCUCUUGUUGCCACAGCAAUUGGUUUGGGGUCCGAGUAUUUCAGAACUUUGCUUCAGAGCAAUUGUGGUGUUAGUGUUCUGGAUUUCAUCCCAAGAUCUGAGGGUGGCUCUCCACAUAUUUGCCUAAACCGCUUAAAUCAGACUCCUGGUUCACCUAUUGCUGGUGGGAAAUCUAGUGGUAGAGAUACAAAAAGGCGAAUCAUACUUGUUUGUAAUGGAUCCACACAAGGAAAUAUAGAGGACGGUUUUCCUUUUACUGGUGAUCAACCGUUGAACAUGCUUGGUGUCAUACAGUCUCAGAAGUCUGCAGAGCUACUUCUUGAUUUGAAAGUGAAUUCCAUAAUUAGCAGUCCUAACAAAGCUUGUGUUGAGACUGCCGUGGCCAUCUCUAAGGUGCAAGAAGCAGCAGAUUGCCUGGGUGCUGACUGUGUGCCACGUUAUGUUGAAAUGAAGCAGAUGGGGAACCUUGAUAUUGAAGCUAUCUUCAAACAAUCUGAAAUGGAUAAAUCCAAUUUUCCGCCAUUUCAACCUGGGUGGUUAAAUAGAGUUGAUGGUGGACUGAGAACAGCAUUAUGGGAUCAAUCUGGAAAAGCUUGGAGAUCCCUGUUAGAUGAAAUAUCUGAUGACUCUGGGUCAGAAGUUGUAGUUGCAGUUGGUCAUGCUGCGAUCCACAUAGCAUUAAUGGGGCAUUGCCUUAAUUUGACGAAAGACUGGUUGGGAUCAUUUCAUCUUGAUGCAGGGAGCAUUAGUGUCCUUGACUUCCCUGAUGGACCUAAGGGCAGAGGUGUCGUCAGGUGCAUAAAUUAUACUGCACAUUUGGGGAGAUGGUCCAUCCCUAUCACCAGAUCAACAGAGGAUGGUGAAGAGUUUUAACUGUAAACUUGUGAUUUCUAAUAUUUAGUUGAAAUGACACCCAGCAUCCCAUUGUCGAGUUUCAGAGGUUCAACGUGAUCAUGAUUGUUGAAAUUUUAAGGCAUGAUAGCAAAAAUGAUAUCUUAGUCUCAGUGAGGUAACCUGGGAUGGGACAACACGGUUCUUCCUUCCUGCUGAUGUAUUUCACUUCAAGGUAGUGUGAUGGGUGCAGUUCACAAUACCCAUCAUCCAAGAUCACUUUGUCAUCUGUUCUGUAUUUUUCCUUGCCAAUAGCAAUUUUAAAUAUUGGUACUAACUUUGAAUCAUGACUUUAUUUUGUUAUACGCACCCGUAGUCAGUAGGUAUGGAGUACUGAUACAUGUUAAAUACGCUUGGAAAUUUAUCAAAAUGAUUUUUUUAAAUAAUUGUAUACCACAUACGUAUGACUUUGAUUAGACUAGGUGCGACUUCAGGUAUAGCUAGUUAUAUUUUAAAUUAGAUCACUUUAUUUCUAAGAUGACAAGUUUUUAUUUAAUUAAAUUCAUUUAUCCUUAUU